AUGAUACUAUUAUUGCUCGGCAUUUUAACGAUAUGGUAUUUAUGGAAUCAGCUGUAUUGGAAAAGACGUGGCCUACCUCCAGGGCCCACCCCGUUCGGGCCACUGGGAAAUAUGCCGGAAGUCAUCUGGAAACUUCCUGGGUAUGAAGCGUUUCGGCGGUGGGGGAAGAAAUACGGGCCGGUGCAUACCUUCUGGUUAGGUCCCCUACCUGUCAUUGCCAUCACGGACUACAAGACCCUAAAAGAAACGAUCGUCCUCGAUGGCGACAAAUAUGUAGAUCGCUGGUUUUUCAAUGGGAUUGCCGAGAAGAUUAUGGGUGGUAACUACGGCAUCAUCCCCGCGAACGGAGAUCUAUGGAGGGAGCAGAGAAGCGAAUUCGACACGGCAGUUGGGUCAAUCACUAACAAUUUGUUGUUGGGGUAUCGCUUUGAUGAGGACCGCCAAGACGAAUUUCGACUUGUGAAAGGCUGCCUCCGCGAAUUGAGCGUGGCUUCUACCAACCCAAUGUUUAUUCUAACCGCCUUGGUGGCUCCACUUCAAAACAUUCAGCCAUUUAAAGGAGCUUUUGAUAACGUCCUCGCCUCCCGCCAGACUUUAUUUGAUUUUAUUUUGAAACAAAUAGCUGCCAAGCGAGAGAAGGUGGAUUAUGAUAGUCCGAGUUCUAGUGACUUUGUUGAAGCCUAUUUGAAGGAGUGGGAACGGAAAAUGGGAACCGACCAGGAAGCCUACUUUUUCGACCUCCAAUUCGGAUCGGUCGUUUUCGACUUAUGGGCGGCAGGCCUCGACACAACCACCAACACCCUCAACUGGGCCGUCUGCUACGUGUUGAACCAUCCAGAAGUGCAAGACAAACUACACGAAGAAUUGGAUCGCGUAAUCGGUUCGGAUCGGAAAGUUACGGUGGCCGACAAGAAUAAUCUACCGUAUGUGAAUGCUGUGGUUAAUGAAGUUCAAAGACUGGCUAACCUAUUGCCUCAAAAUAUUUUCCGGUCUACCAAUGCUGAAUGUGUCCGCAGCUUAGCACGGUACUGUAUGAUGAAGAGAUCUUCCCAGAACCCUACAAAUUCAAACCCGAACGCUUCU
Mesorhabditis spiculigera is the source of this 1083-nucleotide messenger RNA. The record is from the annotation of a GenBank genome assembly. NCBI's taxonomy places the organism in Eukaryota, Metazoa, Nematoda, Chromadorea, Rhabditida, Rhabditidae.